Molecule: messenger RNA, 3319 nt
Organism: Magnolia sinica
Lineage: Eukaryota; Viridiplantae; Streptophyta; Magnoliopsida; Magnoliales; Magnoliaceae
Exons: 13
Coding region: 36-3200 (1054 amino acids)
Biological process (GO): telomere maintenance via telomerase; protein stabilization
Cellular component (GO): cytosol
Molecular function (GO): Hsp90 protein binding; telomeric repeat DNA binding
Source: RefSeq, a predicted model, not a curated record
CUCGAUGCCCAGCUGUAGGAUUAUUAUUGACCAAAAUGCCCUACCACCUGCCGGUUUCUAGAAAACGGGCUCAGUGCACUAAAAAACCGCUGCCUUGCGCUCUCCGGAGAGGUUUCUGGUUUUCAAUGGAAGCGGGAAGUGUAAGAAACAGGAGAGGUCUCGAAGCUGAAAUCCUAGCAAAGGUGGGAGAAGUAAUCUCAGCCAUCCACGAUGCAAACCACGUCGACCAAGUUAUCUGCGCCCUCCAUUCCAUCGCCCUUCUUCUCUUUCCUCUCGAUUCUUCCCUCUUUUCAGGUAGCCUUGAUCACUGCUACCGGAAUCAGGUCCUCAAUGCCAAGGUUCCUCCCCAAUCUGAAAGGGAUGGUUGGAGACAUAUCUUCUAUCAAGGAGCUGCAUUUCCGACAUUGGCUAGGAUAUUAGCAUAUGAUGUUGCUUCAAACUGGCUAGCUUGUUUCCCUCUGUCAGCGCGAACACAUGUUUAUGACUCUUUCUUUGUUAACGGACCUUCAACUGAAACUGUUCAGGCUCUAGUUCCUUUUCUAAUGCAAAAUGGAACAAACAAAGAUGUAGAUCUCGGUUCUGUUUGCUCAAAUGCUGAAAGGUUACUGGUAUCAUGCUUGCUUGAAAAUGAGGGAGUAUGUUGCAUAGCUAGAGAAUUUGGUGACUCAUUCGCAAAUGAAGAAGAUGCUAGCGAAUGGUUCAAGCCAGACAAAUUAACCUUCAUAUCUAGGGUGGCGCAACUAGUUGCAUCUAUUCCUGACAAAGCAAGACCAAAAGCAACAAUUGCACUUUCUUCACACAUGUUCUUCAAGCAGGUCACCAUUCAACUAUUUGCUGCGGCAGGAGAGCAGGCUACAAAAUUUCAUAACAACCCAGAUGCAUUGGACAAAACUACUGUGGAUGGAACCUUCUUAUUUGCUGGUGAAAUGUUUGCACGCAUUUGUCGGCGAGGCUUUGCAGAUAUUCUGGCAGCAGAAAUGAUCCCUCGGAUUCUUAAACAUGUUAGGAGCUGCUUAUCAUCAAAAGUUGAUUCCAUCUGUCCUGAUCUCAUUGAAUCAAAAUCUGAGUCCCAAUUCUGGCUGAAGAUUAUGGAAGCAGUGAAAGACCCAUACGCUGUGGAAAGAUUAUCUGAAGAAUUGUUGCGCCAACUAGCAAAUAAAUGUGUUAGUGAUACUGAAGCUUACUGGAUGCUUUGGAUGCUGUUUCAUCACAGUUUACAGCAUCAAACAGCCAUGAGGGCUAUGUUUCUCGACAAGUUUUUACUCUGGAAAGUGUUUCCAAUCUGUUGUCUGAGAUGGAUUCUUCAGUUUUCUGUUCUUGAAUGUGCACCUUAUACUGGUGUACUGAAGGAAGGUCGAAAUACUGGUCGCCUCUUAGACAUUUCUCAGCGCCUAGUUGGCAUAUGGUCCAAACGAGAGUUCGUUCAAUCAGCUCCCAUGGAACAACAAGCUUAUGUAACAGCAGCUGUUGGUCUUUCUGUGGAGAAGAUGUCCAAAGAAGAACUAGAAGCCAGCAAGGAUACACUACAUUCACUUCUUCAAGGAGUCAGCUGUAGACUGGAAAGCCCAAUCCAUUUGGUUCGGAAAAUGGCUAGUUGUGUUGCCCUGACGUUCUCCAAAGUAGUUGAUCCGAAAAAUCCUCUUUACCUUGACGAUGAUUGUAGAGAAGACAAGAUUGAUUGGGAAUUUGGGUUUACUACACUACAGAAAAAGAUACCAGCUGAUUCCCAUGGCAUAGGAAUUAUUAAAGAUGAAGUAGAGACGUCUACUGAGAUGCUGGAGGGACUAGAUGCUGCAGUUGAUGACAAAAGACACAAGGAUUUGAAAGGCAAAGCAUUGAAUGCUAAUAAGGUGUUAUCUGAGUUUCAGUUGGUCGAUCCUGAUGAAAUUGUCGACCCUGCAACACUAAAUAAUGGAAGUUUCUCUGAUGAGGAUGAUGAUGGUGAAAGUAAGAAUUCCGAAGCCUCAGAUGAUUCAUCUCUGCAGCCGUAUGACUUGUCAGACGAUUAUGCAGACUUGAAAAAGAAGUUGUCACAGCUCAGUGAUGUAAUUGCGGCAUUACGAAAGCCUGAUGACCCGGAUGGUGUUGAAAGGGCGCUUGACGUUGCUGAAAAUCUUGUAAGGGCAUCUCCUGAUGAACUUCAGCAUGUCGCAGGUGACCUUGCGAGAGCACUCAUGCAAGUGCGUUGCUCUGAUGUGACUAUUGAAGGAGAGGAAGAAUCUGCUGAAGAAAAGAGGCAUAGAGCACUGGUGGCAUUGCUUGUCAUGUUGCCAUUUGAAUCUUUGGAUUGCCUAACAAAGUUACUGUAUUCACCAAACAUGGAUGUCAGCCAACGUAUACUAAUCCUCGAUGUCAUGACAGAUGCAGCCCAAGAGCUUGCUGAGACUAAAAUUGCUAGUGUGAAACAUCAACGAAGGUGCCUUGUAUCAACCAUUUCGGAGAGCCAACCAUGGUUUGUUCCAAGUAGCAGAAGGCUUCCUGGAGCUGGUCCUUGGAAGGAGGUCUCAGAAACAGGGACCUUUCUAAGCUAUUAUCAUCGCUAUGAGAGAGAACUCCCCUCCAAACCCACGCAGACCAAGUUGGGGAAGUCACGCAGAUGGAGCCUCAGACAUGCAAAUACACUAGAAAACCCAACAGAAUGUUUAAAAAACAAAUUCCCUGUUUAUGCAGCUGCAUUCAUGCUCCCUGCCAUGCAGGGAUUUGAUAAGAAAAGGCAUGGGGUUGACUUGCUUGGUAGGGACUUUAUCGUUCUUGGUAAACUUAUCUAUAUGCUUGGUGUUUGUAUGAAAUCUGUGGCCAUGCAUCCAGAAGCAUCAGCUUUGGCUCCUGCCCUUCUAGACAUGUUAAGCUCAAGGGAUAUUUCCCAUCAUGCAGAAGCAUAUGUCAGAAGAUCUGUCCUUUUCGCAGCUUCAUGCAUAUUGAUAGCACUACAUCCUUCCUACGUAGCAUCUGCUUUGAUUGAGGGCAAUCAAGAAAUCUCUAGAGGGCUUGAAUGGAUACGCACAUGGGCUCUUCAUGUUACUGAAUUGGACUCAGAUACUGAAUGCUCCACGAUGGCUAUGACAUGUCUCCAGCUCCAUUCUGAGAUGGCUCUUCAAGCCUCCCGGUCACUUGAAUCUACAGACCGUAUUACAGCAAGAGGGGGUGGUGUGUCUUCCAAGCUUUUGAGUGGGGAAAUCAGAAUGCCAUAUCGAAAUUGAUUUACAGCUUGCUGGUGUAUCCUUCUGUAUACAAAUGUAUUGAGAUUCAUCAAUUAUUCAGGUGAAUUUUGUUAUAUCCUGUUGUAUAAUUAGUUCAAUGCAGCUUGUUCUUUUUUCGA